Metschnikowia bicuspidata var. bicuspidata NRRL YB-4993 is the source of this 978-nucleotide messenger RNA. RefSeq names its product Mrp/NBP35 family ATP-binding protein. Gene Ontology annotation, molecular function: ATP binding; 4 iron, 4 sulfur cluster binding; ATP-dependent FeS chaperone activity. The transcript has a single exon. Gene Ontology annotation, cellular component: cytosol. NCBI's taxonomy places the organism in Eukaryota, Fungi, Ascomycota, Pichiomycetes, Serinales, Metschnikowiaceae. Bases 1 to 978 code for a protein of 325 amino acids. Gene Ontology annotation, biological process: iron-sulfur cluster assembly. The record is from RefSeq and is a predicted model, not a curated record.
AUGCCCCCCUCAGCAGACUUGAAGGCGCCAGAGCCUGAACAUUGUCCGGGACCAGAAUCAGAAGACGCAGGGAAGGGAGAUGCCUGUAACGGCUGUCCAAAUCAAAAUAUUUGUGAGUCUCUACCGAAAGGUCCCGAUUUGGAUGUGGCCAUUAUCACCGAGAAGCUCAAGAAUAUCCGUCACAAAAUUCUAGUGUUGUCAGGUAAAGGUGGUGUUGGUAAAUCAACAUUUACUUCUAUGCUAGCGUGGGCAUUGGCAGCAGAUGAGGACCUCGAAAUCGGCGCAAUGGAUUUGGACAUUUGUGGUCCAUCAUUACCGAGAAUGCUUGGAUCUGAGGGAGAAACCAUCCAUCAGUCGAAUUCGGGUUGGUCACCUGUAUACGCAGCCGAUAAUUUGGGGCUAAUGUCAAUUUCUUUCAUGCUUCCUGACCCAGAUUCGGCGAUAAUUUGGAGGGGUGCAAAGAAAAAUGGCCUUAUCAAACAAUUUUUGAAGGAUGUAAAUUGGGGUGAGCACCUAGAUUAUUUGAUUGUGGACACCCCUCCAGGAACUUCUGAUGAGCAUUUAUCAGUUAGUACGUACAUGAAAGAUGCUGGCAUAGAUGGUGCACUCAUAGUGACGACGCCCCAAGAGGUGGCUCUUUUAGAUGUGAGAAAGGAAAUUGAUUUUUGUCGGAAGGCAGGUAUCAAAAUUCUUGGGCUUGUCGAAAACAUGUCCGGUUUUGUUUGUCCAAACUGUCACGGGGAGUCGCUUAUUUUCAAACCCACGACGGGAGGUGGUGAGCAACUAUGCCGCGAUAUGAACAUACCUUUUCUAGGCUCAGUUCCUCUUGAUCCUCGUAUUGGUCAAGCAUGCGACCUGGGAUUGAGUUUUUUCGAGGAACAUGCGGACUCUCCAGCCUCAACAGCUAUUCUUGAUGUGGUUGAUCUUUUGAGGGACCAAGUUGAGCUACUGUUAGAUAAAUUGACCAUGGAUGAGUAA